This is a messenger RNA of Xyrauchen texanus (razorback sucker), 4155 nucleotides long. RefSeq names its product valine--tRNA ligase-like. The transcript has 31 exons. Gene Ontology annotation, cellular component: cytosol. Bases 26 to 3886 code for a protein of 1286 amino acids. Gene Ontology annotation, molecular function: ATP binding; valine-tRNA ligase activity; aminoacyl-tRNA deacylase activity. NCBI's taxonomy places the organism in Eukaryota, Metazoa, Chordata, Actinopteri, Cypriniformes, Catostomidae. The record is from RefSeq and is a predicted model, not a curated record. Gene Ontology annotation, biological process: valyl-tRNA aminoacylation.
UCCUGUAAAGCGCAAGAAUCCCAGCAUGCUGGAUUGGACUGACGUCUCCUACUGCUGCCUACAGAUGGACACUCUCUACAUCUCUGCCCACCCUGAUGAUUUCAGGAGUUUGUUGCCGUGGAUCGCUGCUGAGUACUGCCGAUCUCCUCCCCGAAUAGUGCAAGAGGACCCUCCGGCUGAGAUUGCCCGGUCUCGUCCUGCACUGGUCUUGGCUGGUUCGGGGAAUGCAGUGCUCACUGGUGCCAGUGCUGUGAGCUGGUACCUGGCAGCGGUGGGUAAACGGACAGGCAGUGAUAAGAAGCAGGAGAGUCAGGUGUGGCAGUGGCUGAGCUUUGCUGAAAAUGAGUUGACGCCUGUGGCCUGCGCUGUGGCAUUCCCUCUGCUGGGUGUGAUGGCAGUUGACAAAAAGCUUCAGCAGAGUUCCAGAGCAGAGCUGCUGCGUGUUUUGAAAGCUCUAGAUGAGGCUCUACAGCCACGGACAUUCCUGGUUGGGGAGAGUGUGACGCUGGCAGAUAUGGCUGUUGCUAUGGCAGCUUUGCUGCCAUUUAAAUAUGCCCUGGAGCCUGCAGACAGGAAGUCAUUGGUGAAUGUGACCAGAUGGUUUAAUACCUGUGUGAACCAGCCACAGUUCUUGAAUGUGUUGGGUAAUAUCUCACUGUGUGAGAAAAUGGUGCCAGUCACACCUAAACCAAGUACUGCCACCAACUCUAUGGCAGCUGCUUCCUCCAACACUGUUACACCCAACAGUGCACCUGCAAAUGGUCCUCCCAAGACGGAGGCUCAGCUGAAGAAAGAAGCCAAGAAGCGUGAAAAGAUGGAGAAGUUUCAACAGAAGAAGGAGAUGGAAGUGAAAAAGAAGAUGCAGCCUCAGACAGAGAAAAAAGUCAAACCCGAGAAGAAGGAACUUGGUGUGAUCACUUAUGACAUCCCCACUUCACCUGGAGAAAAGAAAGAUGUCCUGAGUCCUCUGCCUGACUCAUAUAGUCCUCAGUACGUGGAAGCAGCCUGGUACCCCUGGUGGGAGAAACAGGGAUUUUUUAAGCCUGAAUAUGGGAGGAAGAAUGUAAGUGAGCCAAACCAGCGUGGAGUGUUCAUGAUGUGUAUCCCACCGCCAAAUGUGACCGGAUCCCUUCAUCUUGGCCACGCCUUAACCAAUGCUAUUCAGGACUCCCUGACCAGAUGGCACAGAAUGAGAGGUGAGACAACACUGUGGAAUCCUGGCUGUGAUCACGCUGGUAUUGCCACACAGGUGGUGGUGGAGAAGAAACUGAUGAGGGAGAGAAAGAUGACCAGACAUGACCUUGGUAGAGAGAACUUCAUCGAGGAGGUCUGGAGGUGGAAGAAUGAAAAGGGAGAUCGCAUCUACCAUCAGCUGAGAAAGCUAGGCUCCACUCUUGACUGGGACCGAGCUUGUUUUACCAUGGAUACUAAACUGUCAUUUGCGGUCCAGGAGGCAUUUAUACAAAUGCAUGAGGAGGGUGUGAUUUACAGGAGCAAGAGGCUGGUCAACUGGUCCUGCACACUCAACUCUGCUAUCUCUGACAUAGAGGUGGAUAAAAAAGAGCUGACAGGUCGUACUCUUCUACCUGUGCCGGGUUACAAAGAGAAGAUUGAGUUUGGAGUACUUGUGUCCUUCUCAUAUAAGAUUGAAGGAUCAGAUGAGGAGGUCGUGGUGGCAACCACACGUAUUGAGACCAUGCUUGGAGACACAGCUGUGGCUGUCCACCCUAAUGACACCAGAUAUCAGCACCUUAAAGGCAAGAUGGUCGUUCACCCAUUCUGUGACAGAAAGAUGCCCAUCGUGUUUGAUGACUUCGUGGACAUGAACUUUGGAACAGGUGCGGUGAAAAUUACUCCUGCUCAUGAUCAUAAUGAUUAUGAGGUGGGAGAGAGACACAAGCUGCCCUUCAUCAACAUCCUGGAUGACAACGGCCUCCUCGUCAAUGUCCCUUCUCCAUUUCUGGGCAUGAAGCGUUUUGAGGCAAGGAAAGCUGUGCUUCAGGCUCUCAAAGACAGAGGCCAGUUUAAAGAGAUCAAAGACAAUCCUAUGGUGGUGCCAGUCUGCAGCCGUUCUAAGGACAUAGUGGAGCCUCUGCUGAAGCCCCAGUGGUACGUGGACUGCAGAGAAAUGGGAAAGCAGGCUGCAGACGUUGUCCGAAACGGAGAACUCAAGAUUAUCCCUGACCACCACCUCAAAACCUGGUUCAACUGGAUGGACAACAUCAGGGACUGGUGCAUCUCUCGACAGUUGUGGUGGGGUCACAGGAUACCAGCGUACUUUGUAACUGUGAACGAUUCUUCUGUCAAACCAGGCGAGGAUGUGGAUGGACAUUAUUGGGUCAGCGGCAGAUCAGAGGAAGAGGCCAGAGAAAAUGCUGCCAAACGUUUCAAAGUGACUGUAGACAAAAUCUCUCUUCGGCAGGAUGAAGAUGUGUUGGACACUUGGUUUUCCUCAGGGAUCUUCCCCUUCUCAAUCUUUGGCUGGCCAAACAAGUCAGAGGACCUGCAAGUGUUCUACCCAGGCACGCUGCUAGAGACGGGGCAUGAUAUCCUGUUCUUCUGGGUGGCUCGUAUGGUCAUGAUGGGUCUCAAACUCACUGGAAAACUCCCUUUCAAAGAGGUGUACCUGCAUGCAGUGGUGCGAGAUGCCCAUGGCAGAAAAAUGAGUAAGUCUCUUGGUAAUGUCAUCGACCCUCUGGAUGUCAUCACUGGCAUAUCACUGGAGGGUCUUCAUGAUCAGCUAACUGACAGUAAUCUUGACCCUCUGGAGAUUGAAAAGGCCAAAGAGGGACAGAAAUUUGACUAUCCUAAUGGAAUUCCAGAAUGUGGCACAGAUGCUCUCAGGUUUGCUCUGUGUGCCUACACCAGUCAAGGCCGAGACAUUAAUCUGGAUGUGAACAGGAUUCUAGGAUACAGGCAUUUCUGUAACAAGCUGUGGAAUGCAGUCAAGUUUGCGAUGAGGACUCUGGGAGAGGGAUUUGUGCCAUGGGAGAAAGCUCAGCUGUGUGGCAGUGAGAGUGUGUCUGAUCGCUGGAUUCUGUCCCGGCUAAGUGCUGCAGUAUCUCAGUGUGAUAAUAGAUUCCAGGCCUACGAUUUCCCAGCAAUUACCACUGCCAUCUACAAUUUCUGGCUCUACGAGCUCUGUGAUGUCUAUCUGGAAAGUGUGAAGCCGGUGUUAAGUAAGACUGGAUCAGAGGGACAAGAGGCGGCAGACAUCUGCAGACAAACACUCUACACCUGUCUGGAGGUGGGACUUCGCCUCCUGUCUCCCUUCAUGCCUUUUGUUACCGAGGAGCUCUUCCAGCGGUUGCCGCGAAGACGGCCUCAGGACAGCCCCCCCAGCAUCUGUGUCACACCCUAUCCAGACACUUCAGAGUUCUGUUGGCACAGUGAGGAGGUCGACCGUCAGAUGGAGUUUGUGAUGUCUGUGGUCAAAACCAUCCGAUCACUCAGGGCAGAUUACAACCUGACCAAGACCCGUGCUGACUGUUAUCUGCAAUGCAUAGACUCUGAUACUGUUGCUCUUGUCCAGAAAUACAGUCUGCAGAUCCAGACACUGUCAUACUCUCAGGUUAUUCACCCGGUCACAGGGGGUGACAGCGCUGUCCCACAGGGCUGUGCGGUGGCCAUUGUCUCAGACAAAUGCUCUGUCCACCUCAUGCUGAAGGGUUUGAUUGACUUAGAAAAAGAGGUCACCAAACUAUUGGCAAAGAAAGGAGAGCUGGAAAAACAGAUGGAGAAACUGAAAGAGAAGAUGGCCAAAAAUGACUACAAGGAGAAAGUUCCUGGUAAAGUGCAAGAGGCAGAUGUUGAGAAGAUGAGGCAGAAUGAGACCGAACUGCAGAAAGUGAAGGAAGCCAUAGAGAACUUCAGCAAGAUGAUGUAACAACUCCCCCUUUCAUCAUGUCCCUUUUCUUUAAAUUACAAACUUUUACAUUCAGGUCCUUUAGUUCCCUUUAUAUGUUUUUCAUGUGUCAGUCCUGCCUUCUUAAUAACAAUGUGGGGAAUCUUGAAUUAAAUAUAAACCUCUGAUUUAAUGGCAUUGACUUUUUUCAUUUUUGUAAUUUAAUAUAAAAUUGCAUUGAUAUUGAAGAAAAUAUUGGCUGCUUAAAGGGUUAUUCACCCACAAAUUAAAAUUCUCUCAUCAUUUAUGUC